Capronia coronata CBS 617.96 is the source of this 615-nucleotide messenger RNA. RefSeq lists its product as uncharacterized. Bases 1 to 615 code for a protein of 204 amino acids. NCBI's taxonomy places the organism in Eukaryota, Fungi, Ascomycota, Eurotiomycetes, Chaetothyriales, Herpotrichiellaceae. The record is from RefSeq and is a predicted model, not a curated record. The transcript has 3 exons.
AUGAGGCUUUCCUUCUGGAGAUCCUCUACCAACGCCAUUCAGGAAAAAGAGAAGCCGGCUGCGCCAAACGAUGCCAUCGCUACCACUACGCCGUUGCCCGAGGAUGUUGCGCUCCCAAACAGUAUUGGGCUAGAUCCAUCUGACCUUAGAAGGGAGAAGGGUGACUCUGAUGACGUGGCUGCGAGGACAUGGUCUACUACGAAAUGGUUCUGGGGCAACUACGUGGCUCUGGACAUUCCUCUAUCUGCGAAUCGCGAUCAUCUUUCCAACGAACAAACCUUUCUUGCCUGGCUUUCACUUGCCGACGGUAUGGCAAUUCUCGGUGUUGUCAUUGCACAAAUGUCCAGGAUUCAACAUUAUCUUCACCCCAAUCAAGAGAACUCCCUCCGGUAUUUUGUGUUGGGCAAACCACAGGCAUGUCUCUGUCAAGGAUUUGCAUGUCUGUUCCUUCUUGUCGGCGCCUAUCGAUUUCUCCGCCAGCAAAAUGCAAUGAACCACGGAUUCGCUAUCGUGGGUGGAUGGGAAGUCCCCUUGGUCGGAGUCCUUGUCGGAUUGUGUUUGGCUACCUUCUUCCUCCUCCUGGUACUCAUUUAUCUCAUUGGGGUCGGUGGGUGA